Molecule: messenger RNA, 2364 nt
Organism: Macrobrachium nipponense
Lineage: Eukaryota; Metazoa; Arthropoda; Malacostraca; Decapoda; Palaemonidae
Product: bestrophin-4-like
Exons: 11
Coding region: 734-2224 (496 amino acids)
Molecular function (GO): chloride channel activity
Source: RefSeq, a predicted model, not a curated record
CCAGAGACGCCAUCCAACCAGCGGCGAACGCCACUGGUCGACCAAGUUCACUUGUUCAGUCAUUGCGGUGAAGUGCAGGUGUUAAGGUGUCCUCUCUUUUCUCUCGCUCCGCGUUUCCCUUCCUUUGGUGGAGCUAAUUUGGGAGUAAAAAAGUGAUGUGUUUGAUCGAUAUUUAAGGAUAUCAGAUGCUGAACUCGGGACAUCUUUUACUCCGGUGUUAAUCUUGGUGGAGAUCGUGGCUGUGGUGGAGAUUGUGACGUCUCAAGAUCAUCUGAGAAUAGUCGACACUUCUUCAUCUCGGUGAAAAUACGUGACAGCCAUUGUGAAUGAGACAACACGUUCAAGAUACUAUAAUGGCUUAGAUUAAAGUGACUCUCUCUCGAAGGACUUCAUAUCCAUUCAUGGCGAAUGGACCAACACGGUCCACAGUUUCGUGCAAACAGAGUGUCGUGGCUUGCAAGUCCCUGAUGAGCAUCGCUGACACGUCCAGACUCGAUUCGUACUCCUUGAACUCAGCAACUGUGCACAAUUCCCACCACUGUCAGGAAGAAGAGAAGGUUUCUUGACAGAGCACGACGAAAACUGUUACUAUGUGUAUAUUCGUUGGUGAAAUGUUAAAAACUCCGUGAUUUUUAAGUUUUAUUUUUGUUAAUUUUAACUUGGUGUGUUUGUUCAGGGCGUUUUCUUUUUUUUCUCGAGUAAUCUCAUUUGUGCGUCGAAGUGAAUCGAAACAAUGACUGUCACAUACACACACGAGGUCGCUGAAUGCAGGGGCUUAGGGAACUUCUGGAGGCUGCUUUUCAGAUGGAGGGGCAGUAUAUACAAGCUGGUGUGGCCAGAUCUGUUAGUUUAUUCCAUGUGCUACUACACGUGUUCCAUUAUUUAUCGCGUGGUGCUGAAUGAAGAGCAGAAGAAGAUCUUCGAGAUGAUCACCCUCUACUGCAACCACUACAGCGACCUCAUCCCUGUGUCGUUCGUUCUCGGCUUCUACGUCAGCAUCGUCAUCCAGAGGUGGUGGGCCCAGUACGAGACGCUGCCCUGGCCCGACUCGUUGUCGCUGUUCAUCUCCACCUCGAUCCAAGGGCAGGAUAACAGAGGGCGUCUGAUGCGUCGUACUAUAGUGAGGUAUGUCAACUUGGCCUUCACCAUCACGCUGACCAUGAUCACCUCCAGAGCGAAGAAGCGGUUCCCAACGCUGGAUCACCUCGUCGAGGCAGGUCUGAUGACGGUGAACGAGAAGAAGAUCUUUGACGGGAUGACCGCCAAGACGAACCACCCUCUGCACUGGCUCCCUCUGGUGUGGGCCGGCAGCGUCGUCGCCAGGGCCAGGAAGGAGAACCGAAUCCGGGACGACUUCGCCGUGAAGACCAUAAUCGACGAGAUCAACAACUUCCGAGGGAAAUGCGGAGGAUUGCUGAGCUAUGACUGGAUCAGUAUCCCCCUCGUAUACACGCAGGUCGUAACUCUGGCCGUCUACUCCUUCUUCUUCUCGACCAUAAUGGGACGACAGUUCCUCGAUCCGGCCAAGAAGUUCCCGAACCAUGAUCUUGACUUCUACGUCCCGGUGUUCACCUUCCUCCAGUUCUUCUUCUACAUGGGAUGGCUAAAAGUGGCAGAGUCGCUCGUCAAUCCUUUCGGAGAGGACGAUGACGAUUUCGAAGUGAAUUACCUCAUCGACAGGAACUUGCAGAUCUCAUACAUGAUUGUCGACGAGAUGCACGAAGAACAUCCUGAGCUGAUCCAGGACAUCUACUGGGAGGAGGUGUUCCCUGCGGAAUUGCCCUACACGAUUGCUCUGAGCAGUUCCGGCGGGACCCGCCCAUGGGCAGCACAGCGAACAUGGAGGUGCCAGAAGCGGAUCAAGAAUUCUUGCCUGUCGUUGACGAAGAACCUGAAGAUGAGGACGAAGAGAAGGGCACCACGAACGUCUUCAAGAAGAUCGGCUCCCUUCUCUCCCUUGGGUCCUCGCAUAACUCCGGAAGGAAAAACUCCUUUAUAUCCUUCUUCCAGGGAAGGAUGUUCAGGGGUGACAAUAGGACCCCCGAAGGCAGCAUGCUGUCUGUUCGACGGUCGUCGCGACCCAGAGGUCUCAAUCGAUCUGCUUCCAGGGUUUCUACUGGAAGCGACAUCUUCCACAUGUCUGAGGAAUCACUGCACACGGUGGGAGGUUUACGCUCACGGCCCAUAUCCGUCAUCAAGGAGAGCAAAAACAGCCCCAACUUGAACGCCAGGGAGGGCAAGAACAGUCCCAAUCCUCACUUUAGAGAUAUCAGAAACAGCCCCAACGCAACCCCGAGAGAGGGCAAGAAUAGCCCCAACAUCCUCUUCCGGAGGCAGCCUUCGAUGCAAGAUGAAGACGGGCCG